Messenger RNA from Schistosoma haematobium, 5356 nucleotides. RefSeq names its product Carbonic anhydrase IX (gene CA9). NCBI's taxonomy places the organism in Eukaryota, Metazoa, Platyhelminthes, Trematoda, Strigeidida, Schistosomatidae. Gene Ontology annotation, cellular component: plasma membrane. The record is from RefSeq and is a predicted model, not a curated record. The coding region runs from base 3147 to 4106 and encodes 319 amino acids. Gene Ontology annotation, molecular function: carbonate dehydratase activity; zinc ion binding. The transcript is spliced from 7 exons.
UGCACUCAUUGAUCUGGGAAGGCAAUCAGAGGAGUGAAGCGAAGGAAGCGAAGAGAAGAGAGCGAAGCGAAAUGACGCGCAAUGAAGAAAGUGUGUGUGCCAACUCGAUUUAAUCAAACGUUAACCAAUAUGUACAGCCAGAUAAAAAUAAUUUACAGACAUGUGAUGAAUAGGAUAAGAAGUGUACACGCAUAUAAAAGGGUUAAUAAGUGAAUAAUCAAUAAGUUCAAAGUGUGAUUCUAGAAGAAUGGAUAAAUUGACCUGUCCAGAAGUUAGGAUAAGGUAUAUGAGCUUAACAUAGCAGCCGACACUACAUAUUCCUCAGUUAAAAUGUACAUAGAAACACUUUGAUCUUAAUUACUUUUCAGUUUCCCAAAGUCAUUUGUAUUUGUUGAAAUAAAGCAUUUAAUACAUAUUUAGCAAGAUCUGGUGUUACAUUAAAAACCAGCAGAUAACUUAUAAAUAACUGAAUGUUUUGAAAGUUCCAGUUAAAAAUCAUCCUUGAUUAAGUGAUAUGAUGGGAUGAAAAGUUCAAAUUAUAAUAAUUUUCUAGUCAACUCAGUGUAAUAUUUAUUUCUAUUUUCCAGUGUGAUAUUUCAUUCUAUAUAACAUACGAUAUUCUUAUAUUCCAUUGACAUGAACUCUAUUCAGCAUGAUAUGUAGCAUGUGAUUUGUUAUAACCCUAAGUGAUUUCAUUCUAAUUAUUAAUCAAAAUGAAUGGAUUUCAACUAUAUCUGAUGAGAUUGUUUUUCCAACAACAACAAAAAUGCCAACAAACAAAUGAAAAAUGGUUUUAGUCAAUUCCUAUUUUAGCCCAAAAUGAAACUAUCAGGAAGACAUUGAACAAUAUUAGGGCUCUUCAAUAACAUGAAUUGUUUUCAGUACAAUAAUUUAUUAUAUUAAAAGGAAUUAAUUAAUUAACUUAUUUUAUUAACCAAUCAGAUAUUUAUUGUAGUUCACUCUUAAAAAUGAUUGGUUAAUUUACUUUUUAUCAUUAAAUAUUUAAUGUUAAAUCACUUGAUUUAAUGUUACUUACAAAAUAUUGUGCAUUGCAAGAACCUUAAAUAAUCCAAUCCAUUCAUCAGUAUGGGGUUGUGGAGAUCAUUAAGCUCCUGACUGAAAUUAUGAACCGAUUGAUGUUAGAUUACCAUUGAAAACCUGGAAGAACUGGACGCCGUUCCAUCCCAUUAUGGGACUCCUCAGCAGUGCGCAUCCAUGAUCUUGUUUGCGGAAUUCGAACUCAGGACCCUUGAUCUCACUCGCGAACUCUUAACAUCCAAACCACUGAGCUGGCUUCCAGUGGUGUUAAUGUCUGAUCUCAACCAAUCCACGAAAUUGUGCGAUCAUCUCCCAUUGUACUGAAGUAGAUGACUGUCUCUACCCGACACGGAGUUCUAGUGAGAAACCGUGACCAAAAUUGUCAUGGAGUAUGUGAAUAAAAUUCUUAGUUCUAUAUUCUUGCUGAUGAUUUAAUAAAACAAGCUCUUGUAGCAUGAAGAAGUAAGUUGGUUGUUUCACCGUAAUAUCAGCAUAAUACAGCAGGAUAUUUACCAGUUUACUGAUCAUUCGUGAAAUCCAGUACUCAUCAAUUAUCAUUUGUUUUGUUUAUUCAUAACAGAAUUCAACCAAACCAGUAAAAUGUAGUCCGGUUCUAAAAAGCAAACAUUGUUGGUUCAUUAUUUAUGGUUAAGGAUGUUAUUCACCUCUCUAUUGAUCAAAUGAAAUGUGUUUGUCAUGUGAUUCAAGUACCUAUGUGAUAGUCUUCUUUACCUCUCUUGUUUUAAUUCAGUUAGAUACAUGAGUAAAAAUUCUAACCACUUUAAAUGGUACUUUGUGCUAUACUGCCUGAUAUAUUUUAUGUACUGGAAGAAGAUAAUAUAAGCCGUAAGAUUCAAGCUGAGUUGUUUAAAAUUUUCCUACUGGCUGCAGUAAUUGAAGACCUGUGAUCUGAUUUUCUCUAAGGUCAUCGAUUUGCAUAGAUAAGAAUUGUAUAAAACUUAAUAAACCUACCCUAACUUUCACACUUCUUCUGUUCAUUAUGACUAUGAAACUGGUAACCAUCCUAACCAUCAGACAGAAGGGAGUCUUAUCAAAGGAAAACUUAACCAUCCAAUCCUUUGGGAAUGUUUAAUGUCUGAAUUAGUUAUUGCUAUUCAUAGAAGCGUUUCUAUCGUUAUAAUCUUAGUGGAGGACAGAAUAAAUCUGAUUGAAGAUUGCCAUCCAAGCUUUAAGACUAUUGUACAAGUUAUAUUACAUAUAUUGUAGCCGUGUGAACUUUCUGGUGAAUAUAAAUAUGCUAUUUCAUUUCUAUCACCAUGACCUAUCAAACAAUAAGCUCCAACAAGUAAGGUAAAGGGAAUCUUAGCCAUCGACUGACAAAAGUCGAGCACGAUUAUAAAAAGCAGUGAUAUUUCUGAGAUUUAAAAUUGAUUUGAUGAUUUAUUAGGGUCUGUGGAAGGUUCUGAAAUUUUCAGUACAAAAUACAUAUGGCUGAAAGUAUUUACACAUUGUAUAGGUUGACGUUGGUUUUCAUCAAGAUAAUCAUAGAAAACCGAUGAUUAUUAAAUGAACGUUUCUUUCCAACUUGUAAAUCUCCAGCACCUUGAACUUACAAUCUUAUGACCUAGUCUCACGGCUAAUGUGGUAUGUAAAUACUGCUUCAUUGAAAUAUAGUGAUCCAUAUUUCUAGCCUUGUUCUAAUCACAGCAUACAUCGACUAGCACUCAAUAUCAUUAAAGACACCUGUUCUCAUCUUUCUAUGAAACUGUUAGUUUAAAACUUCAUGGGUUUGAUUAACAUAAUUUUAAAUGAUCGAUGAUGGUCAACUGAAUAUAUUUGGUAAACAAAUAAGUAUGUCGAUAAACAUAAAUUUGUAAUACAUUAUAUUAAUUCGAGAAGUUAGAAAUAUAACAUCGCUGGAUGCUGGCUCAGUGUUCUAGAGGUUAAGCGUUCGCGCUUGAGACCAAAGUCCCUGAGUUCGAUGGAUGCGCACUGCUGAGGAGUCCCAUAAUAUGACGAAACGGCUAUCCAGUGCUUCCAGGUUUUCAAUGGUGGUAUGACAUCAAUCUGUUCAUGAUCUCCACAACCCUAGAGUAAGGAAUAUAAUUAAUGAAUAAAAUACUGGUCGCGUAUUAUCGAAGUUUAUAAUGACUUAUCAUUGGUUGAUUAGUAUACAAAUCUCAUUGUUAUUUGUUAACUGCUUAUGUAAUGGAUCAGAAUGGUCUUACUCAAAUGUGUUAAGAUGGAAUCAACACUAUAGAAAUAUGUGUUCAGGUUAUUAUCAAUCACCAAUUGAUUUGAAAUCGGAUAUAUCUAUACUUGAUUUACGAUUAAAAACUGUGGUAAUUUAUCGAAACACAUCAGUUGCUGAGACCACUACAAUUACAAAUAAUGGUCACUCAGCUGAUGUUACAUUUUCACAAAACACUUGGUUUAUAUCAUUUGAUGGCUUACGUGACUUUAAAUAUGAAAUUGCAAAAAUGCAUUUUCACUGGGGUAAUACUGAUGAUCGUGGAUCUGAGCAUACUAUUGAUGGAAUUAGAUUUCCUUUAGAAGGACAUAUUGUAUCGUUUCGAAAAGAGAUGUAUUCUUCACUCCAGGAAGCUAUCGGUCGACCAGGUGGACUUGCUGUUCUUGGUAUCAUGCAUAAUAUUGUUGAAUCAAUAAAAUCUGACCAAACAGUGUUCAAGGCAUAUAACAGUUUUUCUGGUGUAUUGAAUUCACAAUUCGCUCCUCCAAAUGCUUUGACAGUUGAUAAUAUGAAUUUAUCGCUAAUUCUAAGCUUCUUGAAUCCUAGUCGUUAUUUUCGCUAUUUUGGUUCACUGACAACUCCACCAUGCACAGAAAAUGUUCUUUGGACUGUUUUUAUGGAUCCAGUGCCAAUUACACGUGAACAGGUUAAUCUAUUUCGUAGUUUACCUUAUGGUCCAAAUGAAAAACAAACUACUAUGGGUGAUAAUUUUCGUCCUAUUCAACCAUUAAAUCCACCCGAUACACUUGCACUACGUUCUCUAUAUCGAGCUACAGCAUCAAGUCUUUCAUUAUUAUCUUUACCAGGUUUAUUAUGUAUCAUGUUGACCAGUCAACUUACUGUGAUAUUUUCUUAAUUCAUUUAAUUCAAAACUAUUUAUGUCUGAGAUAUUUAGCUUCUUCUAGACUAAAUUAUUGCGCUUUCAUUCUUUGAAUUAAAAACAAAAAGAGGAUACUUACCCAUACUACUUUAUAGAGUAAAUUUUCUUAUUUUAUUUUUCUUUGUUUUUUUUCUUCUAAAUUUCUCAUAUUUUGUAAAUAACUUAGUUGGUCAUAUUCCAAAACAUUUUGAAGACGUGUUAUAUUUGGCUUGAUUUCACAUCAUAAUGUUUAUUUUAUUAGAUUAAUAUGAUUAUGUCAUAUAUGUAUCUGUAAGAGUUCCUUGGUCAAUAGCCUCAUUAGUUACUGUCCACUACUUCUAGCUCUUAAUUAGUUGGUUAAUAUUUUCCUUUUCAAGAUUCAAGAUGAAGUGGAAAAAAAUAUUAUGUAUUCAUGAUUCAUUCAUUGUAGUUAAUUAUCAGUGAAUAAUAAAAAAGAAACGACAUUUCAUCUAAUGACUUUAUUCUGUUGAGAUUUUGUAAUUCUCUUUUAUUUUUACCUGAAAUUUGGUUACGAAGCAUAUUGUAAGCCAAUACAAUAGGUAGGAGGAAAGUAUAUUUAUUGUAAAAAGUUACAAUUUAUUUACACAAUAAUUAUACAUAACCAUCAUUCGUCCAUUGGCAUCUUUCGGUAUGUUCUGGAAUCUUAAAUGUUUUCUCGAGUGGUCUCGAAUUAUCUGACAAUAGUUGGCUUUCAAUGCACUGAAACAUUUCACUUUGAUGCCAUGUUCCGCUACACACUACUUGAUAUCAAUCUUGUGAGUAGCGUUCACUACAUCACAAUUAAAGAUAUAAAAUGCAACGAAUUUACUGAGAGCGUAUAAAGUAACAAUUCUCUAAAUGAAGAUCAUAUUUUUUACGAGUAUGAAGAACUGUACUGUUAUAAUUUUAGUCUUCUUACUGGUAGUGUACACAUAAGGCCUAAAAUCGAACUUACUCGAGAACCUUCACAUUAAGUGGUAAUAAUGGUACUUCUAUACCGAUUCGUUCAAAUCUAGUCCGUAAGAUUUCCAAAUUCAGGUAAUUUGCUAUGUAAAUGUGAUAGCUUACUACUUUUCAAGAUCGUCCCCAUGGCAAAUCCAAGACUCUUGGGUGAAAAUGUGAGUGUGGAUCAUUGAAUCUUGCCUCGAGGAUUUGAAGAUAUUUUGAUCUCCAAGACACUUAAAGAAAUGUACAGGUGUAGACGAGAGCAAUAAACAACUUCAUAUCUGACGGUAGACUUCAAGUAC